Molecule: messenger RNA, 1737 nt
Organism: Dioszegia hungarica
Lineage: Eukaryota; Fungi; Basidiomycota; Tremellomycetes; Tremellales; Bulleribasidiaceae
Product: pyridine nucleotide-disulfide oxidoreductase-domain-containing protein
Exons: 10
Coding region: 1-1737 (578 amino acids)
Molecular function (GO): NADH dehydrogenase activity
Source: RefSeq, a predicted model, not a curated record
AUGGCGUUCAGGCAAAUAGUCACACGCAGUCCUCUGCUCCUCGCACGACCAGCGCUCUCCCUCCGCACCCCCCUCCGCAUCGCCCGUACCCUCCCCACCACCUCAUCCCUCGCCACAUCGCCCUUCUCGACGAGCUCGCGGCGAUUCCAGCUGCCUCCCGUCGUACCUCCCCCUGGGCAGUCUCAACCGCUGCCUAACGGAGAUAAGGUGAUUAAUCCUAAACCCUACGUGCUUACUCGGUGGAGACGGUUCCUUCAGAACUUCGGUCGAGUAACGCUCGUCCUGCUCUUGACCGCCACCGGAGCUUUCAUCUACGUGACCCAAGUCCAGGCUCACCCGGGAGAACAGCUCCCCGCAGACAAGACCAAGCCCACCCUCGUCGUCCUUGGUUCAGGAUGGGGAGCCACCUCAUUCCUCAAAUCCCUCGAUACCGAGGAAUACAACGUCGUCGUCAUUUCACCCCGAAAUUACUUCCUCUUCUCGCCAUUGCUUCCGUCAGUAACAGUCGGUACACUCGAGCCAAGGUCGAUCAUCCAGCCGACCAGGUACAUUACGAGGCACAAGAAGCGGGCGGUCCAGGUGUAUGAGGCGGAGGCGAGGGAUGUUGACCCGAUCAACAAGACGGUCACUUUCCAGGAUCUCUCCGAUAUCCGGGGUGAAGCUGGUUCCGUCACCAUCAACUACGACUACCUCGUCUACGCCGUAGGCUGUGAGAACCAGACAUUCGGUAUCAAGGGUGUCAAGGAGCACGCUUGUUUCCUAAAGGAGCUCAGCGAUGCCGACAAGAUCAGGCAGAGGCUGCUGGACUGUGUUGAGACAGCCGCGUUCAGAGAUCAGGACGAGAAGGAGAUUGACCGAUUGAUGCACAUGGUGGUCGUCGGUGGUGGACCUACCGGUGUCGAGUACGCCGGCGAGCUGCACGACUUCUUGAUCGACGAUCUUCGCAAGUGGUACCCCGAAAUCGCCGACCGUCUCCGGAUCACCCUGAUCGAAGCGCUCCCGAACGUCCUUCCCGCCUUCUCCAAGCAGCUUAUCCAAUACACCGAGUCCACCUUCAAGGAGAACAAGAUCGACGUCCUCACCCGCACCAUGGUCAAGGAUGUCCAAGCCGACCGGGUCGUCGUCCAGGAUGCCAACAAGGAGAUGCGCGAGAUCCCCUACGGUCUCCUCGUCUGGGCGACCGGUAACACCUCUCGCGAGAUUACGCGCAACCUCAUGGCCAAGCUGCCGCGCACGCAGACGCAGCGACGGGGUAUCGAGGUGGACGACUACCUCCAGAUGAAUGGUGCGCCGGGUAUCUACGCUGUCGGUGACUGUACGGCGACGGCGUAUGCGCCGACAGCGCAGGUCGCUAGUCAGCAAGGCAUGUUCCUUGCCAACAUGUUUGGCAAGAUGGGGCAGAAGAUGAGGGCCGAAAGGCAGCUGCAGGAGCUCAAGGCGGAGGGUGGCGCUGCGGCGGUCGAGGCGGUCGAGGGGCUGGAGAAGAAGGUCACGAGGUACAGCAAGUUGACCCCGUUUCACUACUCGCACCAGGGCUCGCUCGCGUACAUUGGUUCCGAGAAGGCUAUUGCCGAUCUCCCACUCUUCAACGGAAACGUAGCGAGCGGUGGUGGUGCUGCCAUGAUCUUCUGGCGGUCGGCUUAUGUGUCCACCCUCUACUCGGUCAGAAAUAGGACCCUCGUCCUGGCGGACUGGAUGAAAGUCAAGAUCUUCGGACGUGAUGUCUCCCGCGAGUAA